Notothenia coriiceps (black rockcod) is the source of this 732-nucleotide messenger RNA. RefSeq names its product homeobox protein HMX2-like. Gene Ontology annotation, cellular component: nucleus. NCBI's taxonomy places the organism in Eukaryota, Metazoa, Chordata, Actinopteri, Perciformes, Nototheniidae. Gene Ontology annotation, molecular function: RNA polymerase II transcription regulatory region sequence-specific DNA binding; DNA-binding transcription factor activity, RNA polymerase II-specific. Bases 1 to 732 code for a protein of 243 amino acids. Gene Ontology annotation, biological process: regulation of transcription by RNA polymerase II. The transcript has 2 exons. The record is from RefSeq and is a predicted model, not a curated record.
AUGAGCAAAGAGGAUGCCCCGAGCCGGAGCGCUUCUUUGACCUUCACCAUCGACAACAUCCUGAACCUGAAGCAGCGGGACAGGGGGGACAGUGCCGGGACCAAGGAGCGGGGGGACACUGGAUGUAAGGAGGAUAUACGAGCGCGGUGUGGGGACCCGUGGGACGUCCGGAGGAGGCAAGGCAGCGGCUCAGAAGAGACAGCGGCAGUGAAGCCCAUGGUGCAGCGCGCGGACCUCGGGGACGACAGCCCGCCGCGGACCGCUGGCUCCUGUCCCGGGGCGCACAGUGAGCACAGCGCCGAGGACGCGUCCGAGCAGGAUGGCCCAGGGGACUCUAAAGGCAUGGUGAAGAAGAAAACUCGCACCAUCUUCUCCAAGAGACAGAUCUUCCAGCUGGAAGCCACUUUCGACAUGAAGCGGUAUCUGAGCAGCUCGGAGAGAGCGUGCCUCGCCAGCUCGCUGCAGCUCACAGAGACUCAGGUGAAGAUCUGGUUCCAGAACCGCCGCAACAAGCUGAAGAGACAGGUCUCCUGCACGGACAUGGAGGGGUCUCAGCUCUCAGACGCGGGCAAAAAUGUGCAAUUACCCACUUUUUACAAAGACAGCAGCAGCCUGCUGGGAGGAUGCUUGUUACCCAUGCAUUUCCCCGUCAUGUACCCCACUGCAGCCGCCGCGCCUUACAUCUACUUCUCCAACACUGGCAAAUAUUAUGGCCUGUUCGAUGAAGACUGA